Penicillium egyptiacum is the source of this 1167-nucleotide messenger RNA. Lineage: Eukaryota; Fungi; Ascomycota; Eurotiomycetes; Eurotiales; Aspergillaceae. The record is from the annotation of a GenBank genome assembly.
AUGACGAUCACCACGCCCUUUCAUUGUUUGGUCAACCGUCUCGGCCAAAUGGCCUUGAAAGAAUCAUCGGAGCCAUCGCCACAAGCCCACUUCGAGCUAUUGCGAAUGAUCGACCAGCUCAGGUCUGCAGUGGAAACGCCGACAGAAACCGUGUUGCGUCUGAUUUACCAGCCUCCUCAAAACGCUGCGUUGCGCGUUGUCAUCGAUUUGGGCAUUUUCGCCAUACUCGUGGAGAAGGAACACAGAGUAACGGGACUCUCAGCCGCUCAGCUGGCAGAAUGUACGGGCGCCGAGCAAGAUUUAAUUGUCCGACUGAUGCGCGUUAUGGCUUCUCUUGGGCUGUGCAUCACACCGACCCCCGAGCUUUAUGCUGCCAAUGAGAAGACGGUUGCACUGACUCAGCCGAUUGGGAGAGAUGGAAUCCCGUGCAUGUAUUUUCCGGAGUACCUGCGCUCCCAUGGUUAUGCCAACCCUCAGGAUUAUACUCAGUCGCCUAUGCAAUGGGCCGUUGGACAGAGUCAGUUUGAGUGGCUUUCAUGUCACGAGGAGCAGCAGGAGCUCUUUAACUCAUACAUGGCUAGCCGUCGGGAGGGUAGACCGAUGUGGUACGAUAUAUACCCCGUCGAACGGCUGUUUGGCCAUGCCGUGCCAUACAAAGAUACGGUCUUCCUGGUAGACAUUGGUGGCAACCAGGGGCAUGACCUUGGCAAGUUCCGGCGAGAAUAUGGUCAUCUGCCGGGUAGAAUGGUGCUGCAGGAUUUACCAAAGGUGAUCGAGGGGGUCGAUGGUGAGAGCGCAGGAAUCAAGGUGAUGGGAUUCAAUUUCAUGAAUCCUCAACCCGUCAAAGGUGCCAGGGCGUACUACUUCCGUUCUAUCUUCCAUGACUGGGAUGACCAGAUUAGUCGGAGGAUCCUCCAAAAUACGGUGUCAGCCAUGGCGCCGGACUAUUCUCGAAUUCUUAUUGUGGAUUUCGUCCUGCCAGACACCGAUGUGCCGCUGAUGCAGGCUUCACUGGAUAUUCAGAUGAUGAGUAUAGGAGCUGGUGUCGAACGGUCGGAACGACAGUGGAGGGAUCUCUUACAUAGCGCCGGGUUGGAGAUCACGGGGAUCUGGAACCAGAGCCCGGCGAUGGAGUCGGUGAUUGAAGCGGUUCCGAUCUUGAAAUAG